Miniopterus natalensis is the source of this 2130-nucleotide messenger RNA. It is a transcript of the gene NAPB, whose product is annotated as NSF attachment protein beta. Gene Ontology annotation, cellular component: synaptobrevin 2-SNAP-25-syntaxin-1a complex; vacuolar membrane; terminal bouton. Gene Ontology annotation, biological process: regulation of synaptic vesicle priming; intracellular protein transport; SNARE complex disassembly. Gene Ontology annotation, molecular function: syntaxin binding; soluble NSF attachment protein activity. Lineage: Eukaryota; Metazoa; Chordata; Mammalia; Chiroptera; Miniopteridae. The record is from RefSeq and is a predicted model, not a curated record.
AUGGACAACGCCGGGAAGGAGCGCGAGGCGGUCCAGCUGAUGGCGGAGGCGGAGAAACGAGUUAAGGCCUCUCACUCCUUCCUCAGAGGGCUGUUUGGAGGAAACACAAGAAUAGAAGAGGCUUGUGAAAUGUAUACCAGAGCUGCGAAUAUGUUCAAGAUGGCUAAAAAUUGGAGUGCUGCAGGAAAUGCAUUUUGUCAGGCAGCCAAGCUCCAUAUGCAGCUUCAGAGCAAACAUGAUUCUGCCACCAGUUUUGUGGAUGCUGGGAAUGCGUACAAAAAGGCAGACCCUCAAGAGGCUAUCAACUGCUUAAAUGCAGCCAUCGACAUUUACACAGACAUGGGAAGGUUUACAAUCGCAGCCAAACACCACAUUACCAUCGCUGAGAUUUAUGAGACUGAACUUGUAGACAUCGAGAAGGCUAUCGCACAUUAUGAACAAUCGGCCGAUUAUUACAAAGGAGAAGAAUCCAACAGUUCAGCUAACAAGUGUCUGCUGAAGGUGGCAGCGUAUGCUGCCCAGCUUGAGCAGUACCAGAAAGCUAUCGAGAUCUAUGAGCAGGUUGGGGCAAACACCAUGGAUAAUCCUCUGCUGAAGUACAGUGCGAAGGAUUACUUCUUUAAAGCAGCCCUCUGUCACUUCAUAGUCGAUGAGUUGAAUGCCAAGCUUGCUCUUGAAAAAUAUGAGGAAAUGUUUCCAGCCUUUACUGAUUCAAGAGAAUGUAAAUUAUUGAAGAAACUUCUGGAAGCUCAUGAAGAACAGAACAGUGAAGCUUACACUGAAGCAGUGAAGGAAUUUGACUCAAUAUCUCGCUUGGAUCAGUGGCUUACUACCAUGUUGCUUCGUAUCAAAAAGUCCAUCCAAGGGGAUGGAGAAGGAGAUGGAGACCUAAAGUGAAACAUUUAUAAGUCUUUGUGGCAUGCAGCUAACUCCUCUUUAGUUCCUCUUAGGGCCAGUAAUCUUUAUGGGAUGCCCACUUAAUGGCUUAGUUUUGUUGCACAUGAACCAAAUGAUGUGUGUGUGAUUCAAGUUAGCUGUGUUUGUGUCACUGUUGAGCAGAUGGAUAAAAGAAGCUCCUGUGCAUAUUGUGGGUGUGAUGGGCUAUUUCAUGCUCGCCAGAGUCCCCAGAAUUUUCUGAGUACUACUUCAGAAUUUUAUUCUUGUUUGGUGUUUGCAGAGCCCAUGUUUAAUUUCACCACAUUUUUCUGUCCUGUUUUUGGACUUGAGUACCCAACCCAAUUGCUCUAAUUGAUGCUUUGCAUAUUCUCUGUAAAUUUGCAUCUGGAUGUAUUCUCUUAAGUGUCUGUGUUUAGUUUAGGGUGGUGGUUAGGAAUGAGUUUAUGACUUACUUUAUUAGAAAUUUGCUGUUGUUGUUAUCUUGUGAUUUUUUGAUGGUACUAAUGACCAGUUUCUUUGCUUUUGAUAUUGUUCUCUAUGCUAAUAUGCACGUGAAAAUUCAGAGCAGCCGGGGUCUGCCUGCAUUACUUACAUUGUGAGAAAAGGGAGCAUCCUGGCAGUGCUUGCUUAUGUGUGCGGAUGAAUGUCAAGUGGGUUUGACUGCUUUGUAUUUACACACACACACAAAUAUAUAAGGUCUGUGAGAAACAGAAUUUUUCCUUUUCCUAGACAUAAUUUCCACUUUUAAUUGGGUUGAAAAUCCCUUUCUUUAUAUUCACUUAAAGGUGUUUUAACUGGCACAUCCUUUCUCUUUAUUUUCAUGGUCAUACUAUUUCCCACAUUGAGAUGGCUUCCUCUCUGCCACAGUCAUAGACAUCCUCAUGAGGGCCCAGAAAUUAUACGUCAGCGUUUGAGAAAGGCCUUCAGUAGUUUUAUCCAUUUAUUGAACGUGAUGGGUGGGUAGGGUUAAUAUGGUACAGAGGUUUACUGUAUGCCUCAGCUGUCUUCUGAGGAGACUUGAUGUUCCUCUUAGCUGAUGGGAUUGCUUUAUCUUUUGUGUUUGAACUUUGAACUCUGUCCUGUGCUCUAUCGAUUUAAGAACUUUAUCCCUACCCAUUAUGUUACAUGCAGACAUUGUACUUUAGAUGUGGUCCUCUGUGCAUUUUUGUUGUUGUUGUUGUUAAUCCUCACCGCAGGAUACUUUUUCCAUUGAUUUUUAGAGAGUGGAAGGGA